AUGUCGGGACCAAAGCCUUUCCUCGCUGGGGUCGGCUGCUCAUAACAACGUGCUUCUACAUCGACAUCCUGGGAUGCCUGGUCGGGUACCUCGUGUCCAUGGGUGACACCAUGAUGCACAUCUUUCCUCACCCUCAACUCGACAUUCUGGGAUUCAAGGGGAAGACGCUCUUCACUCUCCUCGCCUUCUUGGUCAUCCUGCCGUCGGUGUGGUUCCGGAAGCUGAGCACCAUCUCCUACCUCUCCUUCUGGUGCGGCAUGAGCAUCAUCACGACAAUCAUCUGCCUGCUCGUCGCGGGGGUCAAGGAUCACAUUGGUUUCAGCCAGGACGUUGCCAUCUUCCGCCCUGCCAACGUUCCAAUCGCUACAGGGGUCUACACCUUCACUUUCGGAGCAACCGCCGUGUUUCCGAACGUUUACAGAUCCAUGAAGAACCCCAGCAGAUUCACCGAGGUGAUGACACUGAGCUUCUCCAUGGCAACACUGCUCAACAUCAUUGUUGGCAUCGUCGGCUCGGUCAUGUUUGGAGCAAUGACUAAAGCCCAAGUCCAUCUCAACAUGCCACCGGCGCUCAUCGCCUCCAAGGUUGCAAUCUGGGCCACUCUCCUCACUCCGGUCACUCAGUUCGCGCUCUUCCUCUCGCCAAUCUCUUGCGAGCUGGAGCAGAUCAUGAUCAAGUAUCUGCCGUGGAAGGCCGAGUCGCGGAUGACCUCUGGAGCCUGCAUCAUGCUCCGGACAACGCUGCUCAUCGCCAUCGCCAUGGGAGCUCUGCUCUUUCCGUACUUCGCCAACAUCAUCGAGCUCAUAGGAUCUUCGGUGAGCGUAACGCUCUGCGUUAUCUUCCCCGGCGUCUUCUACUUGAAGCUUUUCUCCCACAAGAUUCCCAAGUCGCGGUUUGCCGGCAUUUGCGUGGUGAUUGGCGUGAGCGCCUUGGCGGGGGUCGCGGGCACCAUUGUUUCCAUCCAGGACUUGAUACACAAGUAAGAGAACUUUCUCUUGGUUUCUUUUAUAUCGGCCAGGAAGAACCAAGAGGAACCAAGAGGAGAGAAAGAAGAAAAGAACUAACUGGUAUUCUCGUGUUAAUAGAUGAUAAGAGCAGAUUCAAUACUGGAUGUUCUUUGAUUUUGUUUGGUAUUAAAACCAUUUAAAUGAUUAAACCAA
This is a messenger RNA of Selaginella moellendorffii, 1160 nucleotides long. RefSeq names its product amino acid transporter AVT1E. Gene Ontology annotation, molecular function: amino acid transmembrane transporter activity. The record is from RefSeq and is a predicted model, not a curated record. Gene Ontology annotation, cellular component: vacuolar membrane. The transcript is spliced from 2 exons. NCBI's taxonomy places the organism in Eukaryota, Viridiplantae, Streptophyta, Lycopodiopsida, Selaginellales, Selaginellaceae. Gene Ontology annotation, biological process: amino acid transmembrane transport. The coding region runs from base 99 to 983 and encodes 294 amino acids.